ACAGUAGAACCUGGCUAUAACGAAAGGAAGGUCGCUUCAUAUUUCUACUAAUCUUAGCUUGGAUUAAUUUAAUAUGGGAUUGAAGAGCAUCCUACUCACGAAUAUUAGAAUAGAUAUUGAAGGACCAGGUUCUACUGCAUUUUAUCCUCGACCAAAGAAUGAGCUAUACGCGUAAACGGGCGGCAUUAGCUUGCAUAUUCUGUCGCAGCAGAAAACGGAGAUGUGACGCACGGAAACCAUCGUGCUCUAAUUGUCUUGAUUUGGACGUUGAGUGUCACUACGAUGACACUCCAUCGCAAAGGAUUGAUACUUCUGGAGGCAGUCGGGAGAUUCUCAAUCGGUUGCGAAAUAUCGAGGCAAUCCUCCAGAGUCAAUCAGAGCGGAUAACAGCUCUUUCUAAUGAGCCUCAAAGAACACCCUUGCAUGUUCAUGAUGCCGUCACACCGCGGAGUCAGCAGUCAGUUGCAAUCGUUGACAUGCAUUCCCAAACGUGGUCAUCGUCACACCUUAAUGCCCCGUCUGACUACUCAAGCUUGCCGCCUCUCACCAUACCAGUCAAACACAAGACUUCAUCUACAUAUUUAUUAAAUUUGCCUGCGGUCAAAUCACUGAUCGGGGAAUACCCGACAGAUCUCUUCUUCAGAUUUGAAUUGCGAAGUCAUCUUCCUCCUCAGCUCUCACUGGAACAUUCCCAUGCAGCGUCUCCCGUCAAUAUACAGAGGGAAAUCACAGACGAAUUGAUAUUAUUCUUCUUCGCAUACGUUCAUCCAAACCAUCCGGUUCUAGACCGCGAAGAGUUUCAAAAGCACUAUGCUCGAUUCCUCGAGAAUGGGCCUGAUCAUAGCUAUGAAUCUAUUCUCUGUAUGGUUGUUCUGGCAUUAGGAGCCGUUGUUUCCACAGCCCCGGACCCUGAGGUAUUCAAGUCGUCACCUCCGGGUAUGGAUUACAUGCAGUACGCUAUGCCGACGCUGCUCUCUGUUUCUGCAUGGUCUUUUUCUUCAAGUAUGUUGGCGGCUCAUGCACUGGUUCUUGCCAGUGUCUAUUUUGCCUACAUUGUUCGGCCACUACAGAGUUGGCGGUUGAUUCACUCUGCUUCAACGAUGUUGCAAAUUAAUCAUGUCGGGGUGGAUUCUCUUCAGAAAAUAUCGAAUGGUUUUAAUGAAGGAGAGCAUCUUGUCCGCCUUUUCUGGUCAUCAUUUCUCGUCGAGUGCGACCGUCUCGCGGAGCUUGAGCUCCCACGAAGCGGGCUCGAAGAGUUAACAGACAGCAUAUAUCUUCCAAACUGUACAAACCUUGGGCUUGCAGAAUCUGCCUGGUAUCUCGCUGAGAUAUCCAUCCGGCGGUUGCUCAAUCGCAUUCAUAACUCCUUAUACCCAGGCAAGAAACAGCCACUUUCGAAGCCUCCAAUCACAUCUCUUGCAUCUGAUGACUUUUCAAUGGAAGAAAUAGUUUCGAUUGAUGGUAUUUGUAAUGAACUACGCUCACAGCUGGAGACAUGGUAUUUAUCUAUCCCCGAAGGUCUCCGUCCUGUUCUAGAAAAUGCUAAUGAGGAGGAUACCGCCGGUCGACAAGCAAUUCUGAGGAUUCGCUAUUUUGCAGCCAGGCAUAUCAUCUACAGGCCAUUUCUACUUUGCGUUGUUACGCACGGCUCGAAACGUGCCCCGCGGUCAAUGGUUGAAAAGGCUGCUAUUUGCAUUGAGAGUUGCCGAUGGUACAUUCACCAUACUACCAAGGUGUUGGGAAGGCCAAGUCAGUACACGUGGACAUUCGCAUUAUCCUCCCUUGGUGCGAUUAUAAUUCUCACUUUAGGCUCCUUGAAUCGAGAUUUGCAAGCCUUUGUGCCAGACAUUGACGAGCUACAGACUAUGGCAAUUGACAACUUUCGACCGUGGGCAUUCUCAAGCCUGGAAGCGGUCGUAUCAAUACUAGAGGAUAUCAGGAAAAAGAGGAGGCUUCUUUUACAAGUGUGAACUUGAUUAUAUAAUAUUUAAGGAAGUAGUUAAGUUACUUUAAAUUCGUGUCAUCUACAA
This is a messenger RNA of Talaromyces stipitatus ATCC 10500, 2030 nucleotides long. Its product is annotated as C6 finger domain protein, putative. Gene Ontology annotation, molecular function: zinc ion binding; DNA-binding transcription factor activity, RNA polymerase II-specific; DNA binding. Bases 159 to 1970 code for a protein of 603 amino acids. The transcript has 6 exons. The record is from RefSeq and is a predicted model, not a curated record. NCBI's taxonomy places the organism in Eukaryota, Fungi, Ascomycota, Eurotiomycetes, Eurotiales, Trichocomaceae. Gene Ontology annotation, biological process: DNA-templated transcription; regulation of DNA-templated transcription.